Molecule: messenger RNA, 1404 nt
Organism: Eucalyptus grandis
Lineage: Eukaryota; Viridiplantae; Streptophyta; Magnoliopsida; Myrtales; Myrtaceae
Product: proteasome subunit beta type-4-like
Exons: 8
Coding region: 468-1268 (266 amino acids)
Cellular component (GO): proteasome core complex, beta-subunit complex; proteasome core complex; nucleus
Source: RefSeq, a predicted model, not a curated record
CUUGCUAAAGAAGCUAAUCAGCGUCGCCUUGGAUGAUCGAAUCGGAGAAGGAAGCUUGUGCAUAUUUCGACGACCAAAAUCAGGGCCGGCGGAGGAGCUUCAAGCGAGAUCUGGCCACUUCGAUCUCUCAGCCACAGAAGAUAGAUGAACAGAGCACGGCGGUCGCGGCCGCGAAUACGAGUGGAAGUAGCGGCGGAGGGCGACGGGAGAUCGCUGGAAACUGAGAAACUUCUCUACAGAGAGGAUUGGAAUUCAGCUUUCGAAUCUGGCUCUACAGGCUUUUGGUGCUUCUGCAUUUUUAUGGGCUUAAGCGAAGGGUGAACUGGGCUUGUCUAACCGAGAAACCCUGGCUUGGUGGCUUGAGCAGCGGGCAACCCUCUGCUAAUUUACCCAGAUCAUAGAUAAACGCAUCAGUGUCUUCCUCGCAGGGUUUUCUACUUCUUCGCCGACCAUCUUUGAAGGAUUUCAUGGAUGCAAGAACUCUGAGAUGUCCCAAGAUGUAUGGGAAGGGUUUGAAGGAUUAUGCGGAACAAGUUCCAGGCUCUCGAUCUGGGUCAUUGUUCUCUGAAAGAACUCUGUAUCCGUAUGUGACCGGCACGGCUUUGGUCGCACUUGUGUACCGGGAUGGGAUUCUGAUGGCUGCUGACAUGGGAGGUUCUUAUGGAUCCACCUUGAGAUACAAAACUAUUGAGCGAAUAAAGCCUAUUGGAAAACAUUCUCUCCUGGGUGCGAGCGGAGAGAUAAGUGAUUUUCAGGAGAUAUUGCGUUACCUUGAUGAACUGAUUCUUUACGACAAUAUGUGGGAUGACGGGAAUUCCUUGGGGCCCAAAGAGGUGCAUAAUUAUCUGACUCAGCUUAUGUAUAAUAGGCGCAACAAGUUCAAUCCAUUGUGGAACUCACUAGUUAUAGGUGGAGUUAAGAAUGGACAGAAAUAUCUUGGCAUGGUUAGCAUGAUAGGCGUGAGUUUCAAAGAAAACCAUGUGGCUACUGGGUUUGGCAAUCACCUUGCACGGCCAAUUCUUCGUGACGAGUGGAACGAGAACUUGAGUUUUGAAGAUGGUGUUAAGCUAUUGGAGAAGUGCAUGCGCAUUCUUCUGUAUCGUGAUAGAUCUGCAGUCAAUAAGAUUCAGAUUGUAAAAAUCACAGAAGAAGGAACAACAAAUUUUCCGCCCUACUCUUUGAAAACCUUCUGGGGCUUUGAAUCAUAUGAAAACCCCACUGCUGGUGAAGAAGGGUCUUCUUGGGGGAUAAUUUUGCAGAUGGGCUAAUGUAGUUGGGGUAGCUUUUGGUUGGAGCAGAACUUGUGCUAGGUGAGAGAAACGGAGACAUUGUUUGUGCAGAAAAUGAGUAACAGUGCGUAAGGUACAGUAAUCUUUAUCGUAGGGGGGAAAAAGAAGAAAAAAA